Messenger RNA from Pyrenophora tritici-repentis Pt-1C-BFP, 1527 nucleotides. The record is from RefSeq and is a predicted model, not a curated record. NCBI's taxonomy places the organism in Eukaryota, Fungi, Ascomycota, Dothideomycetes, Pleosporales, Pleosporaceae.
AUGACGAUCAAAGGCUUCUACCUGGUCGGGCAAGAUAAGACUAUUUAUCGUCAAGACAUCCAUAUCGAUCGAUACCAUGACUUCGAGGCACUGCAAGUUGCUGUAGCUGAACAGUACAACAUAAUUCAAUCGACCGGUAUUGGUCUUCAAGAUUCUACAGGACAGGACCUACGGGACUUGGAUGCGGUUCUAGACUGUGACCAAGACAUUGGCAUAGCAGUUGACGGACAAAGUAUCAAGGAUGCCGCUGGCCCGGAGGGACUUCCUUUUGUAGGAAGUUACUACGAGGUUUUCCCCGACCAUCUGGGUAACCAUGCUCGCUUGUUUCAAAAAUAUGGAUCUCUCAUCAAAUAUGAGACAAUGGGCAGGCAAAACUACCUCACAAACGACCCGGCCAUUGCAACAGUGGCGUUACAAGAAUCUGCCUUUUUCAGCAAGCAUAUCACGCCAGACCACCCUUUGGCCAGUAUCAAGGACAACAGAGCCCUCUUCAUCUGCGACACUGAUACAGAGGCAUGGAGACUAGCCCAUAAGUUCAUCCCGCCUUCUAUGGCACCAAAGGCGGUUAGACAUUAUACCCCUCUCAUGGAAGCGUCGGUCAAAGAUUCCUUCAAGGUUUUCGACCAGCUCGACGAGCAGGCCGAGGCCUGGAAUGUUUAUCAGUACAUGCUCAAGCUCGCAUCCCAGACCGUCUUCAAGUUUGCGCUUGGUUACCAUGCCCAUCACUUUGACCACCCAGACUCGCCGCUGAACGAGUUGGUGGUGUUGAUAUCUCAGUCGCUUUCGUUGAACAAGAAGGUCAUGUCACGUGGUGCUUGGUACGGAAAGCUUGGUGCCAUUCCUUUUACAACCGCGUAUGACCUGAACAAGGUUCAGCACAGGCUGUCGACUGUUAUUAGCAAUGCCAUCGAUCAAGCACCAAAAGGAGAGAGCGAGGAUGAUCUCCCAUUGCAGACUGCUGCUCUGGGAGCCAGCUGUAUAGUCGACUAUCUCAAACGAGCCACCGACGACAAGGGUAACAAGCUACCUCGCGAACUUGUCAUCCCAAACAUGUUCCCCAUCUGUGCCGCCGGUUUCACAACAACCUCCUCCCUCCUCUCCUGGCUCCUCUACGCCCUCUGCGUCUACCCCGGAAAUCAAGACCGCCUCCUCCAAGAACUCGUCGACGCCGGCAUAUCCGAUGCCACAAAAUGGACACCCGAACUCUCAGACUCCCUCCCCUUCCUCGACAAAUUAGUCAAAGAAACCCAACGCUUGCACAACCCCUCUUUCCAACCCGGUCGCACCGCAAAAGUCGACUGCAUCCUGCCGUCGGGCUACAAACUGCCCGCCGGCUCCGUCGUCAUCUGCGCGCUCCACGCCAUCCACAACAACCCGCGUAUCUGGAGUAACCCCGACCGCUUCGACCCGGACCGCUGGGGCACAGAGGAGGUCAGCGGGCGGCCGAAGAAUGCGUAUAUGCCGUUUGCCACGGGCCCGAGGAGUUGUAUUGGGUUUAAUUUUGCGUUGGGCGAGGUCAAGGUAUGA